AUGGUGUGCUACGUGAGCAUGUGUGGCUCCAGAGGGACCUGUCCCUUCCUUGUGCUGAUACAGGGAUUCCUACAGACAGAUGAACCAGGCGAGGAGAGGAGAGGAGAGGAGAGCUCAGCACGCAGGCUGUCAUCGAGAGCAGCUCUGCUGGGUACCAGCUCUACCGUUCACCAGAGGACACAUUACCCCACUGCUGACAUGGAGAAGCGUUGCUCAGAGUGCCCAGAGCCCAGGCUAGCCCAGAGCUUGUGUACAUUCUGCAACAAGUGGCUGUGCUACCAGUGCACAGACAUGCAUCAGCACCAGAGAGCCACCCCUCAGUGCUCAGACCUGCACCAACACCAGAAGCCCACUACCCAAUGUGUCGACCUGCACCAGAGGGACCAGAUGGCCCCCAGCUCCCUGCCUCCACCCGAACCAGGCCCUGGCUCGUGUGGCCGCCCCAUCCUCAUGUGCCACUCUCACAGACAAGAGCCCUUGGAGCUCUUCUGCGAGUCCUGUGACCUCAUGUGCUGCAGCAGCUGUCACCUGUCCGCCCACAAGAACCACAGGCUGGUGCACAUUGGAAAGGCCCUGCAGGACCAACAGUGGCAGUUUGAGAGCCUGAUGGCUCAGGUGGAGGAGAGGAGGUCUGCAGUGGAGAGCACAGCCAAACAGAUAGAGGACAGGCUGCACGGUGUAAAGAUCACGCAGAGGAAGGCUGAGAACCAGAUUAAAAUGGCAAAGAUGAUUAUGAUGAAUGAGCUGAACAAACGGGCCAACCUAUUAAUAGAGCAACUGGAGAAGAUCUCGGAGGACUUCCAGCGGCGUCUGGAGGACCAGCUGCAGGGGGAGAUAGAGAUGUGCAGCCAGCUGGACCACGUGCAGAACUUCAUCAGCUGGGCAACGGCCCACCACCUCAAGAACCCACUUCUCUUCAGCAGGGAGCUGAUUUCUCUCCAGAUGCAGCGCCUGCUUGAACCCCCACUACACUCAGACGCCUGGCUCCCUGUGAAGAUCAAGUUCAACUGGGAUGCCAGCUACUGGACUAAGCAGAUCUCAACUUUGGGUCAGCUCACUGCAGAGGGGGGAAAUCGCUCCUACUCUGAGGGCGUGGCCUUCCCCAGCAUCCUGAGGCCCCAGCCUAUCACCUGCUUGUCCCUGCCAUCUAUGUGCCAUGGAGGGCGGGACCAGGGCUGUGCCUUCCAGGCCUGCUGUCAGCCCCAGAUGUGCUGCCUCCACUGCAUACCCCCACAGCCAGCUGUGCAGCUGGACAAGACCCAGCGGGAACCCAACCCCUACUCCGCCAGGUGUGCUCAGUCCACCCUCAGCUCUCCCUCCCUGGCCCUGCACCAGAGUCAGCUGCUGAGGUGCUGGGGCCCUGACAGUCCUCCAGGUCCACCAGGUGUGGUGCCCUCCUCCAUGCAGCGUCCCCAACAGCCAGCGCAUCUCCCGGCUGCUGACCCAGGCUUGCUCAGCUCCAGCUCCAACAGUGGAGGUCUUGGACUCCAGCCCCCAGCCACAGCCCUCUACCAGCCUCAGAUUCAGCCACUUCCCGACACUCAUGCACAGCCAGCCACAGAUGGGGCCUGGGAAGGCCAGGGCCAGCAGGCCAGCAGAGAGAGAGAGCAGACUCCUGGGCAGCCAGCUGUGGACAGAGAGGUGUUGACAGAGCAGAUCCAGGAGGGGAGCAGGGAGAAGACACAUGUACAGACAGGGGUGGACAGAGAGGUGCUGACAGAUGGGAUCCAGCAGGAGCAGCAGCAGCAGCAACAGCAGCAGCAGCAGCUCCUGUCUCCCCUAGUGGCCGAACUGACAGUGGAGCAGCAGGAGGGAGAGCAGCAGGAGGCCAGGACUACACAGCCAUCCAGGGACUGCAGAGAUGGCAGGAGAUCCACUUCACUGGAGAUGUCUGUGACGACCCAUGGGUUCAGUGUUGAUGCUCAGAGCAGCAGGCCCAGCUCACUGUGUGGGAGGAAGAGUCGAUCCCAGAGCAUCCCACCAGAACUGGCAGGCCCCUCCAGCAGCCCUUCCACAGACAGGCCCCUGGGGGCCACCCACAGCUUAGCAACAGCAACAGCAGCCGUGGAACGGGGACGCAUGGCAGACCAGCAGGGUUUUAUGGAUCUCAGGCGGAGGAGGCUGUCUUCUGAUGGAGUGAUACGAUCUGUGGCCUCCCUGGAGAGAUCCUUAGCCACUCCUCCCUCCAGAGGCCAGCCCAACCUACACCUGUCACCUUUGACCAUUUACAAGACAGAGCCUGAUUAUGUUUAUGCAUAUGAUGAGACUGGGCAUGACGUCAAAGGAAAAUGCAGAAUACAAAGAAAGACUCCAGACAACAGUGACAGAGAGGUUCAGAAGGAACCUGGGAGUUCCAGUUCCAAGGUUCCAGUGGUGUGUUUGGAAAGGCUGAAGAUCCUGGUGUCUCGGAUCCCACCACAGGGGCGGCGACAGAGUGACCCUCUGUCAGACACUGCAACAGAAAGGACCGGACCUGUUCCACAGAGGGGAUGGAAGGACAAGAUGACUGAGGGAAUAUCAAAAGAAGCCAAGGUCGCAACGGACAGCCCGUCUCUGGAUAAACAAUACUCAGAGAGACACACUAUCAAUCAAUCUCUCCCACCUCUAGUAAUCAAUGAUUGGCCUGAGCAUGGAAGACACAGUCCUCACAAAGAGCUCACACUGCAAGUACCCGCCACUGAUCUUGUAUCACCUCCACCUUUCUCUGCACCUGACCUUGACUCUGACUCAGAUCCCAGGUCAAUCUCAGAAAUAGUUUCUGACCCGGAACUGGACACGGACCCACAACCAGAAUCGGAUCCCCAGCAAGAGUCUGACCCACAACCAGAAUCUGACCCACAAGCUGAGUCUGCAUCGGAGGCUGGUCUGGAAUCAGUUGCUGAUGAGGAAUCUCCUGAUGAGGCUGCUACAGAAUCUGAACCUAGUGUGGAAUCAGAACCUAGUGUGGAAUCAGAACCUAGAGUGGAAUCAGAACCUAGUGUGGAAUCAGAACCUAGAGUGGAAUCAGAAGGUAGUGAAGAAUCAGAGAAUGGUUUAGAAUCAGAGAAUGGUGAAGACCUGGAUGCUGAUGCGGAAUCGGAGGCUGAUAUGGAAUCAGACCUCCAACCUGACCCUGGCUCAGACCCCCGUUUUCCAUCUGAAACACGUCCGAGAUUAGAUUCAGACCUGGAAUCAGACUGUGCACAACCCCCUGAAUCACAAGGGUCUGCAGAAUCUGGACCAGAUCUUGAAUCGGAGCCAGACUCAGCCACUGACCCAGCCUCUAUCACUCCUGACCCAGCCUCUCUAAGUCCUGAACCAGGAGUGGAGUCCCCUCCAGCCCAGAAGUCCCUGCAUGCAGACCCUGGUCCACAGAUGCAUUGUGAAGGAGCUGAGCAGGCCCUGCCUGGGGCAGAGACCAUGGAGAUGCAGAUCCAUUGUGAAGGAGCUGAGCAGGCCCUGCCUGGGGCAGAGACCAUGGAGAUGGAAAGUGAAGACUUCUGUGCCGUGUGUCUGAUCGGAGGAGACCUUCUAUGCUGUGACCGCUGUCCCAAAGUCUUCCACCUGUCCUGCCAUGUGCCUGCUCUCCUCAGCUUCCCCACGGGUGACUGGGUGUGUACCUUCUGCAGAGAUAUCCUGCAGCCAGAGGUGGAGUAUGACUGUGAGAACCAGAGGCUGGCUGCAGAAUGUUCAGGAAAGCCACUACCUCAUGGUCUCUCUGCUUGUGACCAGAGAAAAUGUGAGAGGUUGACUCUGUUGAUCUGCAGCAACAUGCUAAGUGCUCCCUUCCAUGAGCCGGUCAGUCCACUGGCUCGCCACUACUACCAGAUAAUCAAAAGGCCCAUGGAUCUGUCUGUGAUCAGGGCCAAACUCAGCAAGAGGAGCACUCACCACUACUAUUCACCUGAGGAGUUUGUGGCUGAUGUCUCCCUCAUGUUCAGGAACUGUGCAAAGUUCAAUUAUCCGGACUCAGAGGUGGCCCAGGCAGGUCGCAGCCUGGAGAUGUUUUUCAGCUCCAGACUCAGGGAGGUGUUCCCAGACAGGGCCUUCCCUGCAGCCGAGGAUGACUCCGACAGCGAUGAGUACGACGAGGUGUACAGAGCAGCUGAGGGAGGCUUCCCCUGGCCAGAGAAGAGAGAGCAGUGCCACAGGAAGAGGAAGAGGAGGCACUCUCUCAGCUGGAGGAAGCAUAACUUCUAGUUGUAGGCAUCACUGGCAUCACUAUCACUGGCUAUUUUGAAGGACAGUAUGACAUGAUAUUGCACUGGACGUUUCCAUCCAAGAGAGGAAGCUAAGUUUUUAUGAAGGGAUUGUAUGUACAUAUUUACAUUUUGAGAAUUGUACUUCUUCAUUAUAAAGGUUAUCUGCUCUUAAUUUGGCCUGAUAUUUGUGUCAAAUAUUAUUGUAUAAGUAUAAUCUUACUUACAUCUUUAUACUUAAUAUGCCUUUAUAAACUGCGUUUCUGGUAUUUGUUUUUUGUUUCAGAUAUAUUUGGAGAUUCUACCUAUAUUUGUAGAUUCUCCAUCAUAUAUACAGCAAAACCUACAAGGUCAGUAUUGAUAAAUGGUAAACAUAUUUAUAAAUGUUAAACUCUACAAUAUCUUGUUUUAUAUAUCAAUAUUGAAUGUUUUUAGUGGCUAAAUGAUUGCAGGCAAUUAGUAAAUACAGACUAUUAAUGUUAAUAUUUCUGUCUUGCAUUUAAUAU
Oncorhynchus tshawytscha (Chinook salmon) is the source of this 4684-nucleotide messenger RNA. RefSeq names its product tripartite motif-containing protein 66. The coding region runs from base 1 to 4179 and encodes 1392 amino acids. The record is from RefSeq and is a predicted model, not a curated record. The transcript has 19 exons. Gene Ontology annotation, molecular function: zinc ion binding; protein binding. Lineage: Eukaryota; Metazoa; Chordata; Actinopteri; Salmoniformes; Salmonidae.